AUGGCCACCGAUACCGGCUCUCGUGGGUGCUGUAGCAGCCACACGAGCGAGGACAACGGUGUCAAUGGCACCGCCAAUGGUCAAAAUGGCAGUCAUGAGGGGUUCACCGCAGUUCAGACCCGACAGAACCCUCACCCACACGUCUCAAGGAAUCCCUACGGCCACAAUGCUGGCGUCACAGAUUUCCUCAGCAACGUCUCCAGAUUUAAGAUCAUCGAGAGCACUCUAAGAGAGGGCGAGCAGUUUGCCAACGCCUUCUUCGAUACUGAGAAGAAGAUCGAAAUUGCAAAGGCAUUGGAUGAUUUCGGUGUUGACUAUAUCGAACUCACCUCGCCAUGUGCCUCUGAGCAGUCAAGAAAGGACUGUGAAGCUAUUUGCAAGCUGGGAUUGAAGGCAAAGAUCCUCACACAUAUUAGAUGCCACAUGGACGAUGCCCGGAUAGCGGUGGAAACUGGUGUCGACGGAGUCGACGUUGUCAUCGGAACCUCCUCCUAUCUCCGUGAACACUCCCACGGCAAGGACAUGACUUACAUCAAGAGCACGGCCAUCGAAGUCAUCAACUUUGUCAAGUCCAAGGGCAUUGAAGUCCGCUUCUCCAGUGAAGACUCCUUCCGUUCCGACCUCGUCGAUCUCCUCUCCAUCUACUCCGCCGUCGACCAAGUAGGCGUCAACCGUGUCGGUAUCGCCGACACUGUUGGCUGCGCGUCUCCUCGUCAAGUAUACGAGCUCGUCCGUGUGCUUCGUGGGGUUGUCAAGUGUGACAUCGAAAUCCAUCUGCAUAAUGACACUGGCUGUGCCAUUGCCAACGCAUACUGCGCUCUUGAGGGAGGCGCCACGCAUAUCGAUACCUCCGUCCUAGGUAUCGGUGAGCGAAACGGUAUCACCCCUCUUGGUGGUCUCAUGGCCCGUAUGAUCGCCGCCGACCGCGACUACGUGCUUAGCAAGUACAAGCUCGAGAAGAUCAAGGACAUUGAAGAUCUCGUUGCCGAGGCAGUCCAGGUCAACAUCCCCUUCAACAACCCCAUCACUGGCUUCUGCGCCUUCACUCACAAGGCUGGCAUCCACGCCAAGGCUAUCCUCAACAACCCAAGCACCUACGAGAUCAUCAACCCAGCCGACUUCGGCAUGACCCGUUAUGUGCACUUUGCCUCUCGCUUAACGGGCUGGAACGCAAUCAAAUCGCGUGCUCAGCAGCUUAACCUCCAAAUGACGGAUGCACAGUACAAGGAGUGCACAGCCAAGAUCAAAGCUCUGGCUGACAUUCGACCCAUCGCCGUCGAUGAUGCUGACAGUAUCAUUCGCGCGUAUCACAGGAACAUCAAGCUAGGCGAGGAUAAGCCGCUUCUGGAUCUGACCGAGGAACAGAAGGUAGAGUUCGCCGCGAAGGAGAAGGAGCUCGCAGAGAAGGGUGUCGAGGUUUCGGCGUAA
This is a messenger RNA of Arthroderma uncinatum, 1428 nucleotides long. Its product is annotated as homocitrate synthase. The record is from RefSeq and is a predicted model, not a curated record. Gene Ontology annotation, cellular component: mitochondrion. The coding region runs from base 1 to 1428 and encodes 475 amino acids. The transcript is spliced from 5 exons. Lineage: Eukaryota; Fungi; Ascomycota; Eurotiomycetes; Onygenales; Arthrodermataceae. Gene Ontology annotation, molecular function: homocitrate synthase activity.